Cornus florida is the source of this 1227-nucleotide messenger RNA. RefSeq lists its product as uncharacterized. The record is from RefSeq and is a predicted model, not a curated record. Gene Ontology annotation, molecular function: protein binding. The transcript has a single exon. NCBI's taxonomy places the organism in Eukaryota, Viridiplantae, Streptophyta, Magnoliopsida, Cornales, Cornaceae. Bases 105 to 1043 code for a protein of 312 amino acids.
AAUAACAACCGCUAGAGCGACCAGAUUUUCUCUACUCCCCAUCAAGUCAUUUCCUUCCCUUAUCCUACGCGCUCUUGACUUUCUCACUCUUACACCCCGUACUAAUGGCAGAGUUACAGCCACCGGAAGGCCUAAUUAACACCGUCACAGCACCGCCAACCACCACAGUCACCACCGCCGCAACAUCAUCACUACUACCAGCUUCGGCCGAUGACAACAACAACAACCACCUUGGCUUAAACUUAGCCCCAAAGCGCCAACGUCGGCCCAGUGUCCGGUUGGGCGAGAUCGGCGACCAAUCGGCCACUCUCUCACACGAUUCUCAUGCCCGUAGACCCAAGCCAUGGAGGUUCCACAAGGACCCUGCAGCUCUCGCCGCGAAAGCCUCCAAGACUCGCCCUUUAACCAAUCUUGUUAACGGUGUCGAUUGCCAUGAAACCCUAGAAACCGAGGACAAUCUCGAUUUCGGAAACCGGAAGCCGAAGGAAUCGAAACCUAAGAGACCCACCAAGAGAGUCAGAACGAAUUGGGGGGCGUCGAAGGCUGAUAACGGAGCGGUAGGGGACAGUAGGGAAGACAAUGAUAAUGACGAUUUUAGGGAUUUCGAACCUGGAGGUUCAGAUAGUCCUUUGAAGGAACAUAGUAGUCCUGUUCAUUCCAUUGACAAUGCUGUUGGGCUUAAUUUUUGGGCCGGGCAUAGUCGGAGACUGGCUAGGGCUAGGGUUUCAGAGAGUUGGGAUCAUCACCGGGUUCAGGAUGAUCGGAUGCCGGAUUCCGGUAAAUGUGGGACGAGUGGAGAAAGGAAUUUCGGUAGUGGCAGCGAGAGGGGACCCAAUAGGUGGUUUCUUGACGAUGGAGUAAGAAGUUGGCUCAUUGGAUUGGGGCUAGGCCGGUAUGCUCCGGCUUUUGAGAUACAUGAGGUGGAUGAAGAAGUUUUGCCCUUGUUGACAUUGGAGGAUCUUAAGGAUAUGGGAAUAAAUGCUGUUGGAUCGAGGCGGAAAAUGUACACUGCCAUACAAAAGCUUCAAAAGGGGUUUUCGUGACUUCAGCUGGAGAGCAACAACUUAGAACCCUCGGCCAUGGCAGAGUUGGAAAACAAGUGCGUGUCUGAGAUGGUUUAAGUUCUUUUUGUUUCUUCCAAUGAUAAUAUUAAUAAUAAUGAUAUAUAUGUUGUGGUACUUAGUUUGGAAUUGAAUUGGUUCUUUAUUUAUCUUGCUAUUGCCUUAA